This is a messenger RNA of Gossypium raimondii (Peruvian cotton), 504 nucleotides long. RefSeq names its product protein GRIM REAPER-like. The coding region runs from base 1 to 504 and encodes 167 amino acids. Lineage: Eukaryota; Viridiplantae; Streptophyta; Magnoliopsida; Malvales; Malvaceae. The transcript is spliced from 3 exons. The record is from RefSeq and is a predicted model, not a curated record.
AUGGCUGUAACAGAGGCUGUAAAGGAAGCUAUUUGGUUACAAGGUAUGGUUAAAACCUUGGGAUUGGUUCAGGAGCAUAUUGACGUAUAUGAUGACCAAGGUGGUAACAACAAUCAAGUUCGAACAUUGUUUGAACUUGAUCAAUACCCUGCAAGUUUAACAGUUGAAGAAGGCACUAUCAACCGGUUCUUAAAGACCUCGCCGACAAAAGAUAAGAUCAGGAAAGGUGUCGAUUGUGAUCCUCACCCUUCUCUAAACAUAUGCAAGGGUAUUUCCGCAAACAACGGGACCAUCUCAUCAGUAUUCUCAGUAAGACGCAUUGUCGUAACGCGCUUAGUGAUCGGAACAACUGCGGAAAAUGUGGCAACCGGUGCGAGUUUGGGCAACGUUGUUUGCGGUGGAGUUUGUACUAAUGUUGCUAACAACGUUAACCAUCGUGGCAAGUGUGGCAAUCAAUGCUCGUCUGGAGUUCGAUGUGAUAAUGGAUUUUGUGGUUAUGCUUAG